AUGGCUGACGCUGAAUACAACGCCGAGGAGGCUGCCGAGAUCAAGAGAAAGAGAGCCUUCCGCAAAUUUUCCUACCGUGGAAUCGACCUCGACCAACUCCUUGACCUCUCCUCCGAACAGCUCCGCGAUGUUGUCCACGCCCGUGCCCGCCGCAGAUUCAACCGUGGUCUUAAGCGCAAGCCCAUGGGUUUGAUCAAGAAGCUCCGCAAGUCCAAGCAGGAGGCCAAGCCCAACGAGAAGCCAGAUCUCGUCAAGACACACUUGCGUGACAUGAUUGUCGUACCAGAGAUGAUCGGCAGCGUUAUCGGAAUCUACUCCGGAAAGGAAUUCAACCAGGUCGAGAUCAAGCCCGAGAUGGUUGGCCACUACUUGGCUGAGUUCUCCAUCUCAUACAAACCCGUCAAGCACGGUCGACCCGGUAUUGGUGCUACUCACUCUUCGCGUUUCAUUCCUCUCAAGUAA
Arthroderma uncinatum is the source of this 462-nucleotide messenger RNA. Its product is annotated as 40S ribosomal protein S15. Gene Ontology annotation, cellular component: cytosolic small ribosomal subunit; ribosome. Lineage: Eukaryota; Fungi; Ascomycota; Eurotiomycetes; Onygenales; Arthrodermataceae. The record is from RefSeq and is a predicted model, not a curated record. The coding region runs from base 1 to 462 and encodes 153 amino acids. Gene Ontology annotation, molecular function: RNA binding; structural constituent of ribosome. The transcript is spliced from 5 exons. Gene Ontology annotation, biological process: translation; ribosomal small subunit assembly.